Molecule: messenger RNA, 1209 nt
Organism: Anthonomus grandis grandis
Lineage: Eukaryota; Metazoa; Arthropoda; Insecta; Coleoptera; Curculionidae
Exons: 2
Coding region: 1-1209 (402 amino acids)
Biological process (GO): DNA replication, removal of RNA primer
Molecular function (GO): nucleic acid binding; RNA-DNA hybrid ribonuclease activity
Source: RefSeq, a predicted model, not a curated record
AUGGUGGCCGAAGACCAAACAAACAACCGCACAGACCAAAUUAAACAAAGUCCAAAUGCUGAUAUGUCUAGGAAUAACCGGGGCAAUGUCUACUUGUCCUACCACAGCCUUAGAGACACUGCUAAACAUGCCUCCACUUCACAUAAGCGUGAAAAAAAGGCAAUUAACAGUACUCACAGGCUUUUCCAAACCGGCAAAUUUAAGCCUGGGGAUUCAAGUGGUCACCUGCGCAUCCUCGAACAAAUUAAACUGGAAAAUGCCAGCAAACCACGUGACCACAUAACGGCCAUGCUGGAUCUAGAAAUUCCAUUCAAAGUGAUCAUAGAUGAUCGCCAAUCAUGGGAGAAAAAAGAAGUACCAAAAGCCGACAAUGCAUCGCUAUGGUACACAGACGGUUCCAAACUAACAGAAGGAGCAGGACUGGGCGUGUCAGGCCCUAACAUUAAGAUCUCAAAGUCACUGGGCAAAUACCCUAACAUCUUUCAAGCUGAAGUGCUUGCCAUAGACAUAUGUGCAGAAGAGUGCAUCAACCAAGGCCUCCAAAGAAAACAUAUAUUUAUACUAUCAGACAGCCAAGCUGCUCUAAAGGCCCUGAAAGCUUUUAAAUGUGAUUCAAAGCUAGUCUGGGAGUGCAAACAAACCCUAAAGCGCCUUACAACAAAGAAUCAAGUAACACUAAUGUGGCUCCCUGGCCACCGGGGUAUAGAGGGGAAUGAAGAAGCCGAUCGCCUUGCAAAAAAAGGGGCUCAAACACCAUACUAUGGUCCAGAGCCAUACUGUGGUUUAAUGAAGACCCACAUCACCGAAGACCUAAACAGGUGGGAAAAAGAACAAUUGCUAUCGCACUGGAGAAGAGCACCAGGACUAAGACAGGCAAAAAAGUUUAUCACCACUUCUAGAAAAAGAGCUGAACAGCUCCGAGACAUGAACAGAUCAGACAUCAGAACAGCAGUCGGACUUCUAACCGGUCAUUGCCCAGUGAAAUAUCACCUAAAGGCAAUAGGUAUAACAGAGGACGACCAAUGUAGAUUCUGCAGCAAUGCCACAGAAACAGCAGAACACCUGCUCUGUGAAUGCCCGACCCAACUCUGCAAGAGGCUCAAGUACCUGGAAGGGGUAGCAGUGCUGAGCGGCGGAUCAGCCGAAACGACUCCCUUCUCAAUCUACAAUCUACAAUCUACGAUCAAUCAAGAAACAUAUGAUUUGUAA